Molecule: messenger RNA, 1567 nt
Organism: Boleophthalmus pectinirostris (great blue-spotted mudskipper)
Lineage: Eukaryota; Metazoa; Chordata; Actinopteri; Gobiiformes; Gobiidae
Gene: tymp
Product: thymidine phosphorylase
Exons: 10
Coding region: 26-1411 (461 amino acids)
Biological process (GO): pyrimidine nucleoside metabolic process; pyrimidine nucleobase metabolic process
Cellular component (GO): cytosol
Molecular function (GO): 1,4-alpha-oligoglucan phosphorylase activity; pyrimidine-nucleoside phosphorylase activity
Source: RefSeq, a predicted model, not a curated record
GACAGUCACUGCCAGAUCAGCCAAAAUGCAGUCCAUCGCAGACUUAAUAAAAAAGAAAAGAGAUGGAGAGGAGUUGACUACAGAAGAGAUCCAAACUUUCAUCAAUUCUGUUACAAGCAAAACAAUACAAGAAUGUCAAAUAGGGGCCAUGCUCAUGGCUAUUUGGCAGAAGGGUAUGACUGUCAAAGAGACCCAGGAGCUCACUCGAGGAAUGAUGUCAUCAGGGGAAGUGAUGUCAUGGCCUGCGGAGUGGGCAGGGCGUGUAGUUGAUAAACAUUCAACUGGAGGAGUGGGGGAUAAAGUCAGUCUGGUGUUAGCACCUGCAUUAGCUGCUUGUAACUGUAAGGUGCCCAUGAUCAGUGGGCGGGGGCUGGCACAUACCGGAGGCACUCUGGAUAAACUAGAAGCAAUUCCUGGGUUUAAAAUUCACAAAACACAAGCAGAGGUUCAGGAGGUUCUGGCCUCAGUGGGUUGUUGCAUUGUUGGUCAGACUGAGACACUAGUUCCUGCAGACAGAGUUUUGUAUGCUUUAAGAGAUGCUACUAGCACUGUGGACAGUCUACCACUCAUUACUGGGUCUAUUAUAUCUAAGAAGGGGGCAGAAACUUUAUCAGCUCUGGUGCUUGAUGUAAAAUUUGGAAAAGCUGCUCUGUACAAAGAUCUAGCCAGUGCCAAAGAACUAGCACAGUCAUUGGUAAACACCGGGAACGGUUUGGAUAUUCGUACAGCGGCAAUCCUCAGCAAUAUGAACUCAAUAAUUGGUCGAUGUGUGGGUAACAGUUUAGAGGUGAUUGAAUCCUUAGAGGCACUAAAAGGGAACGGUCCUGAUGACCUGAUGGAGUUGGUGACAACACUUGGGGGAGUGUUGCUAAUGAUGACAGGUGUGGUGUCAAAUUUAUCAGAGGGCAAAACUAAAAUCUUUGAAGCUGUCACUGGUGGGGGUGCCGUUUCAAAAUUUCAGGCUAUGCUGGAAGCUCAAGGUGUGGCCAAAGAAGACGCUCUACACCUUUGUUCUAAAAAUACAGACUAUUAUCAAGUCCUGAGAAAAUCCAAGCAUUGCAUUACACUGACAACAAAGGAAAAUGGUGUGGUUGAGAAUAUAGAUGGCUUGUGCUUGGCCCAAAUCCUCCAUAAACUUGGAGCAGGACGAUCAAGUGUUGGAGCGGCUAUUAAUCACAGUGUAGGUGCUGAGCUCCUGGUGUCACUGGGUGAGGAGGUGCCAAAGGGUUUACCCUGGUUGAGGCUUCACUAUGAAACACCAGCUCCAACUGAAGAACAAAUAACCCAACUGCACAACAGUUUGCUUGUAGUAUUAAAGGAAGACACAAAAUACCAGAAACAAAAUUUAGUUCAGGAAAUUCUGUUGCCUGAUGAGGUUAAAGCACAACAAAUCAUAUACUGUAAUGAAUAAAUGCUGACACCACAUAUUAUACAAUAAAGGGACAUAAUUCCAUAAAAUGAACUAAACUAAAAUGUGUUGUUGACUAGGGUGGUGAGAAGUUGCAUACUGCACCUACAUUGUCCAGGAUACAGUGUGACAAAAAAACCCCAAAAACAUAUUAUCAAA